Messenger RNA from Lactuca sativa (garden lettuce), 1857 nucleotides. RefSeq names its product O-fucosyltransferase 10. The record is from RefSeq and is a predicted model, not a curated record. Lineage: Eukaryota; Viridiplantae; Streptophyta; Magnoliopsida; Asterales; Asteraceae.
CGAAUUACUCCUUAAAAAUGGGAUGUACAGAAAAAGACAGGAGAGAAGAUCUCACUUUUUCCCCAAACGUCACUACGCCUUGAAUCCAAAAAAUAAUAUGCAAUGGAUGCCACUCCCAAUUACUACAGCAGCAGCAGCAGUGGCAAAUCUUUGAGCUCACCACCGUCUCCUCCUACUACUCAUUCCACUUCUCGCCGGCGAGGUCGCUCUUACAACUCUCGUCGACGGCGUCCACAUCUUUUAAACGGAAAAUUUUUCCGGCGACGAAUCUUUGGCUACUUGCUUCUACUCCCGUUAUUGUUCUUAUCGGCUGUGAUCACGUUCGUCGGCCCCUUGUCGGCAAUGCUAUUCCCCAAUCCUUUGCCUGGCUCCAUUUAUCGUAGUCAUGAGAUCUUCCAGAAUCUCCUGACUGACAUUCAAUCUGACACUUCUUCUGGAAUCCAGUUGUCAGAUGUAUGGAGACAAAAAAUGAAGUUGACAGAGCAGAAACCUUGCCCUACAACAUCUCAUCAAUAUCUUGAAACUGGCAUACCUGAUCAAUACUUGGUUGUGGAGGCAAAUGGUGGUCUAAAUCAACAGCGUUCAUCUAUAUGUAAUGCAGUGGCAGUUGCAGGUCUUUUGAAUGCUACACUCCUCAUUCCUCUUUUUAAUUUUCAUAAUGUUUGGAGGGAUAGCAGUGAGUUUGCAGACAUAUAUGAUGAAGACCAUUUCAUAGCCACCCUUAAAGAAUAUGUUAAUGUAGUUCGUGAGCUCCCAAAUGAAUUAAUGGAAAAUUACAAUUUUAGUAUAAGCAAUAUACCAAACUUUCGGGUCCCAGCUUGGGCAUCUGCCAAUUACUACUUAAAACAAGUUUAUCCUGUCCUCAAAGAACAGAGGAUUGUUCGAAUAGCUCCUUUUGCAAAUAGAUUGUCUCCAAAUCUCCCUCCUCAUAUUCAAUAUCUUAGAUGUGUUGCUAAUUAUGAAGCAUUGAGAUUCUCUAACUCCAUCAUCACAGUUGCCAAGAUGCUAGUCAACAGAAUGACUGUUGAUAGUUCAAAUUCAGGUGGAAAUUACGUUUCUAUCCACCUUCGGUUUGAAGAGGACAUGGUUGCCUUUUCAUGUUGUGUAUAUGAUGGAGGGAAAUCUGAACAACUUGAAAUGGAUAAAAUACGCCAAAAAGAUUGGGGGGAUAAAUUUAAACGUAAAGAUUAUAUUAUAGAUCCUGUUCGUAAUCGAAUCAAUGGAAGGUGUCCAAUGACACCUUUAGAGGUAGGGAUGAUGCUAAGGGGUAUGGGAUUUGCAAACACAACUCCAAUUUAUUUGGCAUCAGGAAAAAUAUAUGAAGCUGAUAAAAAUGUAGCUCCUUUGAGGAAAAUGUUUCCCCUCUUACACACAAAGGAGUUACUUAGUACCCCAGAAGAGCUUGCUUCAUUUAAGAAUUAUUCUUCAAGGAUGGCUGCUUUGGACUACAUUGUGUGCUUUUUUAGUGAAGUUUUUGUAACAACACAAGGUGGAAAUUUCCCACAUUUUUUGAUGGGUCAUAGGAAAUUUCAUUAUGGGCAUGCAAAAACCAUCAUGCCAGAUAAGCGCAAGCUUGUUGUUUUGCUCCACAAUACAACCAUAAGUUGGGAUGAGUUCAAGAAGGAGAUGCAAGUAAUGCUAGCCGAAAGUGACCACAAGGGUGUUGCGAUACCCAAUAUCAAGAAAAUCACAAGAAAAAACUCGUUAUAUUUAAACCCCUUCCCAGAGUGUCAAUGUCUUAAAAAACCAAAAUUAUUUGAAGAAGAAUAUUGAUGCAUUAAUGAUUGAUGUAAGAAUGUGAAAAAUCCAUAAAUGAGGUCUAAGGUUGACAUAUGCAUGCAUGCAUGCUCAUACUCA